CCGCCCUCCGAGCCCGCCCCGCAGCCUCCGCCGCUGCCGCAGGGGCCAGGAGCCCACUCUCCGGCGUCCCGACGCUGAGGCCCCGGCGGGGGUGGGUCCCCAGAGAGAAGGCAAGGAGUUGCCACGCAAGAAAAUACAAACAGGGGAAAAAGUGUUUCUUCUGGUUGCUAAUGUGAAUUGUGGACUACAGAUACAUAGAGAAAGCAGAUUGCACAGACGUGAAUAUUUUCACCAGGAUCUAAAGACUAAAUAAUUUCUCUUCAGGCUUGUCAUGGAUUUUUCUGGACAAAGGGAUCUGUGAAAUUAUGUGAAUAGAGACUUUUUUCAAAAUCAUGGGGGAAAGAGAAAGUCCAGACACUGACCAAGAAAAUAAGGCAGAUAAACACCAUUACUAUUAUUGUUCAUCUUAUGUUGAAACUACACCACAGUCUUCUGGCCGGUCAUCGCUGGUCAAUCCCUCCUCACAUAGUAAGAAAAAAAAUUCUAAAAGACAGUUUUCGGAUAGCGAAGUCCAUCACCACGCCCCUAAGAAACCAAGUCCUAAGGGUCCAUCAAACAGAAAGGAAGUCCGAGUGGGAUUUCGCUCCCAGAGCCUGAAUAGGGAGCCACUUCGGAAAGAUACUGAUCUCGUUACAAAACGGGUUCUUUCUGCAAGACUGCUAAAAAUCAGUGAAUUGCAGAAUGAAGUGACUGAACUCCACAUCAAGUUAGCUGAGCAGCUAAAAGAAAAUAAGGCUUUGAAAAGGCUUCAAUACAGACAGGAGAAAGCCCUGAAUAAGUUUGAAGAUACAGAAAAUGAAAUAUCACAACUUAUUACUCGUCAUAACAAUGAGAUCACAGCACUCAAAGAACGCUUACGAAAAUCUCAGGAGAAAGAACGGGCAACUGAGAAAAAGGUGAAAGAUGCAGAAGGUGAACUAUUUAAGACAAAAUUUUCCUUAAAGAAACUGAAAAUGAUCUCUGAAGCUAGACACCUACCUGAGCGAGAUGAUUUGGCAAAGAAACUAGUUGCAGCAGAGUUAAAAUUAGAUGACACUGAGAGAAAAAUUAAGGAACUAUCAAAAAACCUUGAACUGAGUAGUAACAGUUUCCAACGACAGUUGCUUGCUGAAAAGAAAAGGGCAUAUGAUGCUCAUGAUGAAAAUAAAGUUCUUCAAAAGGAGCUACAACAACUGCAUCAUAAGUUAAAGGAAAAGGAGAGAGAACUGGAUAUAAAAAACAUAUAUUCUAAUCGUCUACCAAAGUCUUCUCUAAAGAAAGAAAGAGAACAAAUAUCAAGAAAAAAUGCUGCAUGCCAGAGUGAUUUUACAUACCAGUGUACAAAAGGAGUGCAAACCAGUGAAGACUUCACGCUGGAAGAAUCUCCUAUUAUUCCACAAACCGUUAUGUGUUAUGAAAACAAAUGGGAACCCGAACUUCUUCCUUUGGACCUGAAAUCUCAAGAGAAAGAUGAGCAUGAAGAAGCAGGAAUUCUAAACCCAGUUGAGGAAAGAGAAGAAAAUUUUGUUAAAGAUCAAAGAAGCCAUGUUGUAAAACAAGAGGUUGAGAAGCUGGAGGAUGAAUGGGAAAGAGAAGAACUUGCUAAAAAGCAAAAAGAAAAGGCAUCUAUGCUGGAGAUAGAAGAAAAGCCAGCAUUGGAAACUGGAAGAUACCAAGUGGAAAUGUUCCAAAUUCAAAAUAUUGAUGAAGAGGAAGAAGACAGACUAAAGAGAGAACUGCUGCUUGCUAAACUGAAGGAAAUCAGCAGAGAACAAGAGUCUCUGAAUCUAAAAUGUCCUUCUCUGCCGUUGCUACCUGAUUUGGAAUCUAAGCUGCACUCCCCAAAGAGAAGCCCCAAACCAUACCUGUUCUCUGACUCCUUAGAGAGAUUCUUUAAUGGGCAUCAUUUACAAGACAUCAGUGUUUUAACUGCAAAAGGAGAUGGUCAGACUCCAGGAAGUAUCAGAAGCCCACUCUCUCCAAAUGAGCUUGUAUUUGGCAGCUAUGUGCCUUCAUUUGCAAACACAAGGAAGUCCAGUCCAUUUAGUCAAAAAAGUAGCCUUUUGGAUUUCCAAAGAAACAGUAUAGAGAAACUUAGUAGUAAAGGCAGUGCAGAUUUAACCACAAGAAGAGAGAAAAAAGCCAGUCUGAUGGAACAGCUAUUUGGUACCAGUGCCAGCAGCACCGGGUCCUCUAAAAGCAGUGACCGGAGUUCUCUCGCUGCCAACAAGGGAGACUCUGACCCUUUAAAUGUUCUCCCUGGGGACAAAAGCAGCAGGGGUGGAGAACUUGAUGAAGAUGACUUUUUCCUCAGUGAAGGAAGAGGUUUUAAUCCAAACAGACACAGAUUAAAAAAGGCAAACCAUAAGCCAGUUGAUUCUGUAGAAGAUGAAAUUGAAGAAGCACUGAGAUGAGUAACUAGGGUAUACAUUUUUUUUUCCAAUUUUAAAUACAAUAUUUUAAUAGUAUAUGUUAUAAACAUUUAGACUUUUUAAUAUUGAAAAGUUCUUAAGGAAUGAUUUUAAUAGAUAAAUACCGUGCAAAUAAAAAUAAGUAGAGUAUAUCACACCACUUAGCUAGUUUGCCAAGUAUGAAGGAGGUUCUUUUGAAUGAAACCAAAAAUAGAGAUACAUAUCUUAACUUCGUUUUUACUUUAUUUACAUAUAGUUUCUACCUUUUAAAUCAGCUCUUUGGGAAGUUUAACUCCAUUGGAGUUUAUUUUCUAUUUUUAAUUCCUAUUUAUUUAUUUGUACUUAGCUCAGUGAGGAUAUAACCAAGAAUAGCCUCCCUGCUGAUUAUUGAAUGUAAAUUAAGGGUGAGAGACUCUGUUGGAAGUGUUGAAACUCCCAGGUGGCGGAGAACGGGUGCUACUUCGGAGCCUCGUCUUUACUGGGUAGGGGUGCAGGUCCCUUUCUUAUAUGGCAAGUCAGAGCUACUUUUAAGUGGAAGCUGUCAACAUUGGGAUUUCCCAUUCCUUUGGAAGGAACCAGAGUUAAGCACUACUCAUUUCCCAAUUAUAAGUCCCAUAAAUCACUUCCUAAAACUGCUAACAUAUUAGGUUCAAUUCAGAAGACGUUUGUUUGCAUGGACAAUUCUCCUGACAUGGCUUCCAGUGUAAACAGUAAUUCCUCUUCUUGUUCUCCUAAAUUAUUUAAAUCUGAGAUUUCAUUCUACUAUAGAAAGAUUUUCAACUCAAUUAUGUUUCCAAAGUAAUUAACUUGGAAAUUUUAAAAUAUAUACUAUGAAGAUUUGAACUUACGGUCAAACGAAAGAGAGAAUGGUAGUGUAAUACAAUUGCAGUUAAAGGAGUUUUAGAAAUGGGAUUUCUGACUUGCAAUGUAGGGGGAUGUUUUACUAUUGAAAUGCAUUUGCUUUAGUCUUUUGCUCUUUGUAGCUCACUUUAUCUACAAAAGAUUUUAUGACCUUGGAUUAUGCUGGGUAUGGUUGGUCUGUAAGUAGUAAUACAUUACCAACCAAGGAGAGAUUUCUGUUAACACUUAAAAUGGCAAGUGGUAGAAAUAGUGUGUUGAAGGAAGAGUAAAAAAAUGUAGAUUGGCACUUAUUCUAAAGCGAGGUGGUUUUUUUAUUUUUUCACUCAGUAUGAUUUCUAAUGCCAGGCAUACAUACUGAUGAGGGUGCAAGUUUUAUCUUGAGUCCUUAUAAAUGCUUAUUAUUGACUAUAAUUUCAUAACUGUUUGACACGACGUACCUGGUUAGGUCUCUAAUUAAAAGAUAUACCAGCUGUCUUUUAAAUUGUAUUCCUAUCAUUUAUUGGGAAUUGAAUCUCCCAAAAGUGCUAAACUGUAUUUUUAAAUGUUUUAAUAAAUACAUUUUUAUAUCUGAUGUAAAUACACACUUUGUGUAGUCUAAUAUAUGUGAACCACAAUAUUGUAAUGCAGUUCUUGAUAAAAUAUUAUAUUAAUUUUGUUCAUAACUGCUAGUUUUUCUGCCAAAAGUAUUCUAAUAUUUAGGUUACUUUGUCUUACAAGCUUUUUAAAAAGCAUUUUGGUAAAGUUUUAUAUUCAGGUCAUUUUAAUUACUCUCUUACUUUCCUCUACCUGGUGUUUUCUAGGCUCUUUAACCAGAUGCAAAAGACAGAAUUAUUAAAUUUAAACCUAAAAUUAAGUCAUAGACUUAGAAGCAUUAUGGUCUGAAGCAUUAAAAUUGGAGAUUAAAAUGUAUAGAACAGGUUUUUCUUUAUGAACAAACCAUAGAGAAUAAAUCAUUUAUUUCUAAAUGUCAAGUGAAAUUUGUUAUUUGUACUCAGAACUUUUACUAAUAAAAGUUAAAAACUAUAACUUGUUGUUUGAGUGAUACUUUAGGUCCCUUAGGAAAUAUAUAAU
Molecule: messenger RNA, 4322 nt
Organism: Myotis lucifugus (little brown bat)
Lineage: Eukaryota; Metazoa; Chordata; Mammalia; Chiroptera; Vespertilionidae
Gene: LCA5
Product: LCA5, lebercilin
Exons: 9
Coding region: 333-2393 (686 amino acids)
Biological process (GO): intraciliary transport
Cellular component (GO): axoneme
Source: RefSeq, a predicted model, not a curated record